Molecule: messenger RNA, 1984 nt
Organism: Zingiber officinale
Lineage: Eukaryota; Viridiplantae; Streptophyta; Magnoliopsida; Zingiberales; Zingiberaceae
Product: putative nitric oxide synthase
Exons: 13
Coding region: 74-1756 (560 amino acids)
Molecular function (GO): GTP binding; GTPase activity
Source: RefSeq, a predicted model, not a curated record
AUUUUCACGCCAAGUUCUCCGUUUGUAAAGCGAACAAGAUAAAGUAGGCUCACAACGCUCCCUCCUGGUGAGCAUGGCAACAACCCCGCUUCACUUCUCUUCCUUCCUGCCUCUCCUCUCCCAUCCCCACAAGCUCUCCUUCCGCUCCCUCUCCAAAACCCUAGAUCCAGCGCUCACUCCCUGCCGGCCCACCCCGAUCUGCUGCAGGGCUUCUCCUCAGACGCCGGAAGACUCCGUCGAGACCAAAGGGACCGGCGCCGCUGCCCCUACUCGCGGCGACGUCUACCUUGAGCGCCAGCAAGCUACGUCUGCGACCGCUUUCGUUUUGGAGAAGGACAAUCAGGACAAGUCGAGGAGGAAGAGGAAGGUCGGUGCCAAGUUUCCUAACAAAGCCGCUUGCUGCUACGGCUGCGGAGCUCCGCUCCAGACCGCGGAGAUCGAUGCCCCCGGUUAUGUCAUCGCUGAGACCUAUGAGUUGAAGAAGAGGCACCACCAACUUAGAACAGUUCUCUGUGGCAGAUGUAAGCUUUUGUCUCAUGGACACAUGGUAACUGCUGUGGGUGGGCAUGGUGGUUAUCCCGGCGGCAAACAAUUCAUUUCUGCUGAAGAGUUACGGGAUAAGCUCUCUCAUCUACGACACGAGAAAGUACUUAUUGUUAAAUUAGUUGAUAUUGUUGACUUCAAUGGCAGCUUUUUGUCUCGAAUACGUGAUCUUGCUGGUGCUAACCCUAUUAUAUUGGUCAUAACUAAGGUUGACCUCCUGCCCAGAGGCACUGAUCUAAAUUGUAUUGGUGAUUGGGUUGUUGAAGCUACUACUAAGAAGAAGCUCAAUGUUGUUAGUGUUCAUCUAACUAGUUCAAAGUCUUUGGUGGGGAUCACUGGGGUUAUAUCAGAGAUUCAAAAGGAGAAAAAGGGCCGAGAUGUCUAUAUUCUGGGUGCUGCAAAUGUAGGGAAGUCUGCAUUUAUCAAUGCUUUGCUCAAGCUAAUGGCAAAAAGGGAUCCAAUUGCUGCAGCUGCUCGGAAGUACAAACCAAUGCAGUCAGCUGUUCCUGGGACAACACUGGGGCCUAUUCAAAUUGAAGCCUUUCAAGGAGGAGGGAAUCUGUUUGAUACACCUGGUGUGCACCUUCAUCAUCGACAAGCAGCAGUAGUCCAUUCUGAUGAUCUACCUUCUCUUGCACCUCAAAGUCGUCUAAAAGGACAAUCAUUUCCUAUUACCUCAAAUGGAACAGCCACUGGUCAGGAAACUGUUGGUUUAAAUGGGUAUUCGUUAUUUUGGGGAGGCCUUGUUCGAAUUGAUGUUAUCAAGGUUCUUCCAAAGACACGGCUGACCUUUUAUGGACCCAAGAAACUAAAGGUUCAUAUGGUUUCAACUGUUGUAGCAGAUGAGUUUUACCACGAACAACUUGGAAUCACAUUGACACCUCCGACAGACAGAGAAAAAACUGAAUCUUGGAUAGGUCUUCAAAUAGUAAAGCAACUGAAUAUAAAGUUUGAAGAUACAAGAAGGCCUGCCUGUGACAUCGCCAUAUCAGGUUUGGGAUGGAUAGUAGUUGAACCAAUUGGCGGCUCAGAUACUCCUCAUGAGACAGAUUCAGAGCAGGCAGGGGAACUGCAUCUAGCUGUGCAUGUGCCGAAGCCAGUCGAGGUCUUUCUACGACCUCCAAUGCCUGUUGGUAAAGCAGGUGAAGAGUGGUACCAGUAUCAAGACUUGACAGAGAAGGAAGAAGAGUUGAGACCUAAAUGGUUUUAUUGAACUUUUGCUCUCUUUUCUUGGGCUAAAAUUUGUUAGUGUCAACUCUUGUUGCUUCCCCAUGAUGUUUGUAAAUUAAAAGAUGAAUAGCAGCUUUUUGUCGGGUUGGUCAUCAUCGCUAAAGCGGCAUUAGUUGUGACUAUUUGAGAUCAGCUACAUGAAAAUAAAUCCAACAUCUGAUAUAUUAUGGUGAACUUAUAUGUUAUUGUAAAAUGAAACAUUUAUGUUCAA